Messenger RNA from Cydia fagiglandana, 3025 nucleotides. RefSeq lists its product as uncharacterized. NCBI's taxonomy places the organism in Eukaryota, Metazoa, Arthropoda, Insecta, Lepidoptera, Tortricidae. The record is from RefSeq and is a predicted model, not a curated record. The coding region runs from base 50 to 3025 and encodes 991 amino acids. The transcript has 2 exons.
UAGUAUCAAACAUCAAGUUGGCGGGAAGUUACUCAUUCACAGGCCAACAAUGCCGCAUUUACCUGUGAGUCUUCUGUGCCUGUCAGUUACGAUUGCAUCUGUCAUUUGCCAAGAAUAUGAUAACAUUUUAGUCAUGAACAGCGUGCCAGAACAUAACUAUGAUCAUAUAAAAACUUUGAGUGAUGUUCUAAAUCUUUCUUCUGGCGGCAGAACGCUAAAAAGAGUUGAAAAACACAAUUAUCAUGAAAAAAGUCUAAGUGGCGUUCCAAAAGUUACUAAUAGUGAAAAAACACUGAAGCGUAUUGACGAAGAUAACUAUGAUUAUAUAAAAACCUUGAGUGGCGUUCCAAGCCGUUCUUUUAGGGAUAUGACAUUGGGAAGCAUUGACAAACACGAUGAUGAUCAUAUAAAAACUUUAAGUGACGUUCUAGAACUUGUUUCUGGCGACAAAGCACUGAAGAGCAUUGACAAACACAGCUAUGAUCAAAUAAAAACCUUGAGUGAUUUUCUACAACGCACCAAUGACGAGAAAGCAUUAAAGAAUAUUGACAAACUUUAUAAUCAUGAAACAACUUUAAGCGACGUUCUUGAAAAUACACAUGGCCAAAAAUUACUCAAUCGGAUUGAAAAACACAACUAUGACCAUAUAGAAACUCUGAGUGGCGUUCCAACAGUAACUUAUGGUGACAAAACACUGAAUGGUAUUGAUAAACACAAAUACGAUCAAAUAAAAACUUUGAGUGAUUUUCUAGAACGUACUAACGAAGACGAAUUACCGAAGAACAUUGACAAACAUAAUUAUUAUCAUAUAAAUACUUUGAGUGACGUUAUUGAAAGUACAUAUGGCGACCAAUCACUUAAUCAAAUUGAUGAGCACAACUAUGAUCGUAUAAAAACCUUGAGUGAUUUUGUAAAACGUACUAAUGAUGACAGUUUUAAUUUAGAAAAUAUUAAAACCUUGAUUGAAAUUUUUAAAAAUAUAUGUGACGAACAAUUACUGGAUCGUAUUAAAGAACACAACUAUGAUGAUAUCAAAACCUUAAGUGAUUUUCUAAAACGUACUAAUGACGAUAAAGCACCGAAAAGCAUUGCUGACUUUAAUUGCGAUAAUAUAAAAAUUUUGGUUGACAUUCUUCAAAAUAUAUAUGAUUACAAAUUACUCAAUCGUACCGAAGAAUAUAACUAUGAUCAUAAAGAAACUCGGAAUACCGUUCCAAAAGUAAUCUUUGGUGACAAAACACUGAAAAGUAUUGAUAAACACAAAUAUAAUGUAAUAAAGACCUUGAGCAAUUUUCUACAACGCACCAAUGACGUGAAAGCAUCGAAGAACAUUGACAAACAUAAUUUUCAUCGUAAAACAACUUUAAGCGACAUUCUUGAAAAUAAACAUGGCCACAAAUUACUCAAUCGCAUUGACGAACAGAAAUAUGGUCAUAUAAAAACUCUUAGUGGCGUUCCAAAAGUAACUUAUGGUGACAAAACAUUGAAUGUUCUUGAUAAACAGAAGUAUAGUCAAAUCAAAACCUUGAGUGAUUUUCUACAACGCAUCAGUGACGAGAAAACAUCGAAAAAUAUUGACAAAAAUAAUUAUAAUCAUAAAACAACUUUAAGCGACGUUCUUGAAAAUACACAGGGGCAAAAAUUACUCAAUCGGAUUGAAGAAUACAACUAUGAUCAUAUAAAAACUCUGAAUGGCGUUCCAAAAGUAACUUAUGGUGACAAAACACUGAAUGGUAUUGAAAAACGCAAAUAUGAUCAAAUAAAAACCUUGAGUGAUUUUCUAGAACGUACUAACGUAGACAAAGUACCGAAGAACAUUGACAAACAUAAUUAUUAUCAUAUAAAAACGUUGAGCGACGUUCUUGAAAGUACAUCUGAAGACACACACGAUCACAACUAUGAUCAUAUAAAAACUCUUAGUGGCGUUCCAAAAGUAACAUCUGGUGACAAAAUAUUGAAUGGUAUUGACAAACACAAAUAUGAUCAAAUUAAAACCUUGAGUGAGUUUCUACAACGCACCAAUGACGAGAAAGCAUUAAAGAAUAUUGUCAAUCAUAAUUAUAAUCAUAUAAAAACUUUGAGCGACGUUCUUGAGAGUACAUCUGAAGACAAAUUACUCAAUCGCAUUGACGAAGACAACUAUAAUCAUAUUAAAACCUUAAGUAAUUUUCUAGAACGCACUAAUGACAACAAAGCACCGAAGAACAUUAAGAAGUAUAAUUAUUAUCAAAUAAAAACAUUGAGUGACGUUUUACAGAAUACUAAUGGUGAUACAUUACUCAAUCGCAUUGACGAAGACAAUUAUGAUCAUAUAAAAACCUUAAGUGAUUUGCUAGAACGAACUUAUGACGACAAAACACCGAAGAACAUUGACAAACAUAAUUAUGAUGAAAUAAAAACUUUGAGUGACGUUCUAGACAGCACAUAUGACAACAAAUUACUCAAUCGCAUUGACGGAUACAAUUAUGGUAAUACUAAAACAUUGAGAGAAAUUUUAGAAGGUAGAUAUGACGACAAAGUGCCGAAAAAGAUUAACAACUAUAAUUAUUAUCAAAUAAAAACUUUGAGUGACGUUUUAGAACAUACUAAUGGCGAUAAAUUACUCAAUCGCAUUGGUGAACACAAUUAUGAUCAUAUAAAAACCUUGAGUGAUUUGCUAGAACGAACUAUUGACGAUAUAAAAUCAAGGAACACUGAAAAACAUACUAAUGAUGAAAUAAAAUUACUUAAGGUUUUAACAUUGAGUGACGCUCUAGACAGUACAUAUGACCACAAAUUACUUAAUCGCAUUAACGAACACAACUAUGAUCAUACUUUGAGUAACAUUCUAGAACGUACUAAUGACGACUUACACAAUGGUAUUUCAGGACAUACUAAUGACGACAGAACACUAAAGAGUAUUGAAGAACAUAAUUAUGGUUAUAUAAAAACCUUGAGUGGUGUUCCAAAACAUAUAUAUGGCGAGAGUGAAGAAACUAAAAUGCCACAUUAUUAUGCCGUCAUCGGAGUUUCAUCGGACCAAUAA